Phymastichus coffea is the source of this 3759-nucleotide messenger RNA. RefSeq names its product serine/threonine-protein kinase 3 (gene hpo). Gene Ontology annotation, cellular component: cytoplasm. Gene Ontology annotation, molecular function: protein serine/threonine kinase activity; ATP binding. The record is from RefSeq and is a predicted model, not a curated record. Gene Ontology annotation, biological process: protein tetramerization; regulation of MAPK cascade; intracellular signal transduction. Lineage: Eukaryota; Metazoa; Arthropoda; Insecta; Hymenoptera; Eulophidae. The transcript has 10 exons. The coding region runs from base 217 to 1785 and encodes 522 amino acids.
UUCGGCCUCCGCAGUCUCGUACACAUUGUAACACACGUUGAAUUCAAAGCGAAAAAUGUAAUUGACCAACGUCAGUCAAACAUGUCGAAUUGAACAAUCGGGCCGUCGCAACAAAAAAAAAAAAAAAAGACGAACCUGCAACUUGCACGGAUCUCCGUAUGUGCAUUUGAGGACAAGAUUAAACCGACUCACGACGUGUUGACGUAAAAGGCAAAGAUGUCUUCUAAGAGUGAACUAAAAAAGCUUUCGGAAGAGAGCUUGACUAGGCAACCUGAAGAAGUAUUUGAUAUAAUUUGUAAAUUAGGAGAAGGAUCAUAUGGGUCUGUAUAUAAGGCAUUACAUAAAGAAAGUGGACAGGUGCUUGCAAUCAAACAAGUACCUGUUGACACUGACCUGCAAGAAAUUAUCAAAGAAAUUUCUAUUAUGCAACAAUGUGAUUCUCCAUAUGUAGUCAAAUAUUAUGGGAGCUACUUUAAAAAUACAGAUUUAUGGAUUGUGAUGGAGUACUGUGGUGCUGGGUCUGUGAGUGAUAUUAUGAGGUUACGGAAGAAAACUUUACAUGAAGAUGAAAUUGCAACAAUUUUAAGUGAUACAUUAAAAGGCUUGGAAUAUUUACAUCUGCGAAGGAAGAUACACCGAGACAUUAAAGCAGGAAACAUAUUAUUAAAUAAUGAAGGUCAUGCUAAAUUGGCUGAUUUUGGAGUUGCAGGUCAAUUAACGGACACGAUGGCAAAAAGAAACACAGUGAUUGGUACUCCAUUUUGGAUGGCUCCAGAAGUUAUUCAAGAAAUUGGAUAUGAUUGUGUUGCAGACAUUUGGUCAUUAGGUAUAACAGCUCUUGAAAUGGCAGAAGGAAAACCACCUUAUGGAGAUAUUCAUCCCAUGAGAGCCAUUUUCAUGAUUCCAACAAAACCUCCACCUAGCUUCAGAGAACCUGACCAAUGGAGUCCAGAAUUCAUUGAUUUUGUAAGCGUGUGCCUUGUAAAAAAUCCUGAAGAAAGAGCUACAGCUAGUGAACUAUUAAAUCAUGAAUUCAUUGGCAAUGCAAAACAGCCGGGUAUACUCGGACAAAUGAUUAGUGACGCACAUGAGAUUCGUGAGAAACAAAGUACUAAUCGUACGCAUGUAAUAAAUAACGUAGCGAUUAAAAGUCAAAAUAAUGCAGAUGAGUCGGAUGAAGAUGAUUGUACUGGAACUAUGAAACCUUUACCAGAAGAUCAAGGAACUUUAGUUCCAAGUCAUGAUCUACCAGAUACAGGCACACUGACUUCAGCUAUGCUAGAUUUAGGAACUAUGGUUAUUAAUAGUGAUACCGAUAAUGAAGCUACAAUGAAAAGGCACAAUACUGGGUCGGUUGAGUCAGGGAAAAAAUAUCGGCCACUAUUUUUAGAUCAUUUUGAUAAGAAAGAAACGUCGGAAGUUGAAAAAGGAAAUGGUCAAAUUCACUUGGUACAAACUAAUCCUGAAUUGGAAACUAAAACAGAAGUACAAAAUCAGUUAGACGAUCAGAGGUUUCAGAGUCAUUUACAAUCACAACUUAAUCAAAUCUCACAUCCGAUGCCUGAAACGCCUCUUAAUAAUAUAUCUAAAUUGCAAAAUGUUUUUAACGAACGUGAAUUUGAUUUCUUAAAGUUCCUUUCAUUUGAAGAAUUACAACAAAGAAUGGAGAAUUUGGACGAUGAAUUAGAAAAAGAAAUUAACGAAUUAAAAAAGAGAUACCAAACUAAGCGGCAACCAAUUCUUGACGCUAUGGACACAAAACGAAAACGCCAACAGAAUUUCUAACGCAUAGAUACUUUUUAAUUCAAAUUGCGUGUGAUAGAUGCCAGAUUGUACAGAUGUAUAAAUGAUUAGAGAUACUCUAGAAUACAAUCCUGAUUUCCUUAGGAGGAUAGAUAUUGUUCGAUCAAUUCUCCUUGUGAAAUUAUUUUUCUGAGAGUAUCACAAAUACUAGCGAUAGCCUCACGCCAGCAAUGUAAAUUGUUUUACAUGAUUCAGAUAAGGAGAACUACGAUAAUACUUAAUUUUUUGAUAACUGAAUGCAGUUAUUGUUAAAUAUACUAUUCUUAUAGAAAUAUAAUAUUUUAUAGACUAUGAUACCGUGUAGCGAAAUAAAAGUGAAAAUAACGCAGUGAUAUUCGUCGAUGCGUAUGUAUAUAUUAAAAUUAGAUUACUACUUUUGCACUGGAUACAUUUUUACAAUAUUUAUAGCGUAAUAGGGACAAGAUGUAGGCGAAAAACAGUGUAAGAAAGCAUCUUUUUAUGAUUUAGCUAAAUUUUAUAAAUCUAAUUCUAUGCAGUUACUGUUUUUAAAUCAUUAAGUCUUAUGGGUUGAUUUUUCGAUGCAACAUUUUUGUACUUUAAUAGAUCCUAUAUCAAUUUUUAAAUUCUCCAAAUACUAUCACAGUACUUUAAAUUUCAUUUUUUCAUAUCCAAUAUUCGAUUUUGUUAUAACGUGAAUUGUUAUUAAAAUAAUUUUUAUUUUUCUUUAUUAAGGAAAAUAUUUUGAACGUGUUUCAAACAUAUUUUGCAUUGAAAUUAAAUGAUUGCAUAUAGUCAAUACGAAUAUGAACUCUCAAUGUCGAAGCAAAAAUUAUUUGUUUUGUACACAUGUAUCAUUUAAAAUUUUUGUACGUUGAAUUGUUAUGCAUAUUGAAAUAUUCUGAAAUUUCCAUUCAUAAAGCCCAAGUAAUCAUUUUCACAACAGUAUUAACAAAGUCGCCGUUUACCAAACUCUAAUUUUGAAAACAGUGUUAAAAUUGCAUUUUACUGCCAUAUAGUGUUUAUAAAUACCAACUCGCGUUGAACUGAUAUUACAUUCUGACAAAUUGUGAAUAAAUUCAGCGUGAACUCCUUUCGAUAGCUUAUUUUGAUUUAUAUAUAUCAAGGAUUAAUAAUCAAUCAAUCUUUUGUGUAAGAAAGAUAAAAAGCGCAGUGAAUUUUGCAAAAAUUGACAUGUAGAUUCUUUUACAUUAGUCUUCCCUGUUACAAUUAUUUAAAAAAUUGUCUUAUUGUUCAAUAAUUAAGACAUCGAAUGGAUAAAAUUGAAUCAUGUAGUCACGUAUUAAAGAAAACAACGAUGAAUUUUGAUCAUUGUAUUGUAAUGAAAUACGAAAUUGUUAAGUCAAAAUAUUUCCAGGGUAUUGUUAAAAUAUUGGUUGUAUAUGUAGAUUGAUUGUGAAUUUUUUAAGCGGAAAGCAAUGGUGAACAUAUGAUUAUUUUAUUGUUUGAUAAAAUGUUAUGUAUAAUUGUGGUGGUAUUUAUUUUCCUCUUUGAUUUUAUUAAAGGGAUAAAUAAUGUUAUUGGCUCGUUUUAACCAAAAUUCUUCGUCGAUCUUUGCACUAUAGAUGAACGUAAAAGUCACAUAGCAAUGUAUUUAUACAAGAAUUUGAUAAUAGUAGAACUAACUCUAUAAAGUUUGGUCGGAAAGAAAUCAUAAUAAAAUAGUUACGUAUUUUUGAUAAAGGUUCAAUAACCCAUACACCUUUUUGACUUAUAAGGUUCCGUUAUAAAUAUUAUCAAUCAAUUAUUAAUCCUGAAGAUCUUUUUUAAAGAAAAACUAGUGUACCAUCAGUGCGGCAUACUUUGUAUCACUGUUUUGCUUUAUAAACAAAAAUUAAGCAUUAUAUAAUUGUAAGAUGUUGUAAAUCUUUUGGUUGAUAAAACCAAAAAUCGAUUAAAUAGAAUACAUUUUAUGCAUGUGUAAUUAUUUUCUUAUAAAACCUUUUAAUGGUCAUUGUUGAAAGAAAUAGGGGAAAG